Molecule: messenger RNA, 1736 nt
Organism: Pseudoliparis swirei
Lineage: Eukaryota; Metazoa; Chordata; Actinopteri; Perciformes; Liparidae
Product: aquaporin-11-like
Exons: 3
Coding region: 87-893 (268 amino acids)
Cellular component (GO): cytoplasm
Molecular function (GO): channel activity
Source: RefSeq, a predicted model, not a curated record
UUGAGCAACUUUGAGCAGCUUUCUAAAAAGUUGCAUCCCGACGGAACGGAUCGGUACCGCGAGGUUCGGCCGGACCCACCGGAGACAUGGCGGACCUGCGCGUGUCCCUGGCGGCGGUGGGCGCCGCGGUGCUGCUCAGCGAGGCGGCGCGCUGCACCGCCGCGCGCCUGCUUCCAGGAGUUUACUGGCGCUGCGCGCUGGAGGCGGCGGCCACCUUCCAGCUCUGCAGCUGCACGCACGAGCUGAAGCUGCUGAGCGGCGCGGUGCCGCUCGGGCUGCCGCUCGGGCUCACGCUCACCUACGUCAUGACGGCGGUCCACCUGGCCACUUUCCGCGGGGCCACGUGCAGCCCCUACGCGGCUCUGGAGGGCGUCUGCCGCGGCGUGAGCGGCGUCGGCGCGGCCGCCGUCCUCAUCGCCUGUCAGUUCGCCGCCGGGGUCGCCGCGCAGUAUUUCGCCGCCUCCGUCUGGUCGCUGGGUCUCUCUGACCUCCACGUCCGGCACCAGAGGUUCGGGUUCCGAUGCUUCGACCCACUCGGCGGGACUCUGCUGGAGGCCGCGGCCGUGGAGCUCGGCUGCGCCUUCGCGGUCCAAGCCGCCGCCAUGCACGCGCACAAGCUGGACGAAAAACUUCGCCUUCACUUCAUCGCCGCUGUCAUCACCGCUCUGGUGUACACAGGUGGAGGUGUGUCUGGAGCCAUCUUUAACCCCGUCCUGGCCUUCUCUGUCCAGUUCCCCUGCAGCGGACACACGUACCUGGAGUACGGCUUUGUGUACUGGCUGGGACCCGGGCUAGGAAUGGCGAGCUGCAUUCUGCUGUUUGAGAAGCUCCUCCCCUUCCUGUCUGGACAGAACGCCGUCAGGCCGGAGGUCCAGAAGAAGAAGAUGCAGUAGAAGAAGAAGCGUCAUAUUCAUGUUUGUGUCUUAAGAUUUUUAUUCCACGUGUCUUAGUGCAAAAUACAGCAGACUUUUAUAUCUUUUAAAUUUAACACUACAAUAGAGUGCAGGACGAGGUCUCUGACCUUUGACCUUUACACAGCUCUAACUCUCCACAGGGUUUUAUCUUCAUUUGAUAAUUAUAGAUUCAAUAUGCCUCAAAGUCUGAGAACAAACGACUUCAGAACGCUCAAGUUUAAAUGUUUUAAUGUUUAACUCAGGGAGCAAAGUACACACACAUGUACACACACACAUGUACACACACACACACACACACACACACAGGACAUUCACUCCAGGCAUAUCGAUGUAUUUUUGUCCUGAAGGACUUUAUAUCUCUAGCACAACGUCCCGUGGAGUCGCCGUGUCACGGAGUUACUCAACACUUUGAGACGUCAGAGCAGCACACACGGGGUUAAUGUGACGUCAUGGACGUCUGAUCCACUCAUGAACCUGAUGAGACUCAGGUGUGCAACAACAACAACACGACGUAACACACUUACACGCUUUAAAUGGUCGAGAGGGUUUUGAGGUGAAUUAUGUGUUCUCGGUUUGGGGUUUUGUGAUUUUCAUGGUUUAUAAUUAUUUAAGUGUUCAACCAAAAGGUUUCUGGGACUUGAUUUUCUUUGUGUGAACAAGAACAACUUUAAACCUCCCUGACGUCUGGUGAUCAACCAGCAGCUGUGGUGGUGAUCACGUGAUCAGCUGAACGUCACGGGGUUUAGAGAACAGCUGCGAGUUGAAUUCAUCUGUAACGUCUCAUACAUUCAGAUUUUAAAUAAAAGAUUUAUUUUAAAACUU